AGUUAGGAAAGCAGUACUUUAGUUAGUUUUAUCAUCAAAAAAGAUAAUCAGCAUGCCUCCACACAGGGGUGGUCCUGUGGACGCCAUGGAUUCAGACAUCACUUUCCCUCUGCAACGGUUGUUUGAUGAGUACAACCUGGAUCACAUUCCAGAGGAUGAACGUAUGAGUCUGUUCAAACACAGAGAUUUGCCACAUAUCAAACAUUACAAAGCAGCUGUGAAGAUAUUUGGUGGCCCACUGAGCAGAAAAAGGGUUAUUGUUGCUCCUCCAAUGGAAACAAAAAUGAGACACCGACUAGGAUUGUAUUUGAACCAGAAACCCAAACCUGCCCCAAUUUCUAUCAACACAGAAAUACAGCCUCAAGAGCCCUUGGUAGAUAAACCGGAAUACGACCCAGAAGAAAUACAAAAAGAGGUUGAAAAGGAUAAAGAAUUUCAGUACAAAAAAUGGAUUCAAGAAAGGCAGAAGUUUCGAAAUAACAUAGAAAAUAUGGGACUUAGUGAAGAUUGGUUGAGAAAUAAGCCUAAGAAAACUGCGUUGGAGAAGCGUGUCUUGCACCGUAUGGAACAGGAGAGGAAGCCAAAGGAAGUGGAGAUGGCUCCACUUCCAGAAACCCCAAUAAGUGCGGAGAUCAAAAGUGUUCCCAGUGUCAAGGUGCCCUCACCAUUGGGUAUACGUAUAUUAGACCUUUUUCUUAAACGGAACAAAAUGAGACUUAUUGAUUUGUUUACACAAACAGAUAAAGACAAGAAUUGGAAAUUAUCACGGGAUGAGUUCAGGAAAUCCAUUCGACAGUCCAAGGUUCCACUGUCAGAGCCUUUGCUGGAGGAUCUAAUUCUCUCCCUUGAUGCUGAUUUUGAUGAAGAGCUGGAUUACAAGGAGUUGGCUAGAGGACUUGAAAACUGGCACAGAGAACGCCGUGAGAACAGGCGUAAGGAACUCUCGAGGGAAACAACAUCUCUGUCAUCAAAAGGUUCAGGGUCCCACGCAGGUUCACCUCAACCAGCAUUAGAAACUGGUCCAGAAAGGGAAGUAUCUGACCUCACCAAAGCUACUGUAGUCUCUGGCUCCAAGUCUGCCAAGUCUAGUGUACGAUCUGCCUCAAAGUCUGCCAAGUCAGCUGGACAGGGCUCAGUUGGAACUGAACAAUCAAGACCAGAGGGUCAGACUACAACAGUAGAGGGUGAUGUUGAUGGAGGUAAGAAGAGGCUGGACUCGGGUAAGGAGAGUGCUCAAGGUAGUAGUCGUACUGUCCAUACUCAAAGUCGCAGUAGCACUCCACAGUUCUUACAUCCACCAGAGAUUGAUACUCGGCCUGAACAGAUGGUACUCAAAUCUGAUGAAGCCAUGGUUGAUUUACGAAAACGAGACAGGGAAGCCUUAAAGGGAUCCAGCCACACCCUCAAAAUGUCUCCGAAGAAACAGCAAGAAGACACGCCCCCAGGUAUCAUCAAGGUGGGGGACCGUGCCAUUGAUAAUCACUGUAUGAAGUCAACACUGCAGGGUGAAACUGCAACUAUGAUUGACAAGUAUAGACAGCUUAAACUGAAGGAAUACUAUGAGAUAACACGUAUGUGUCAGGUUCAGAACACUCCACUCAGUAAAACUCUUUUGGAGAGAGUGCUUCUUCAUCCACCGGAUCAUCCUAGAGUAUCCAUUGAGCGACGAGUCAAGACUCCUGGUGCACCUUUAUUGUCCAGUCACCACGCUGAUCCACCAAAGCGACCCCGUACACCAAUAGAAGUCAAGCACAAAGAUAAAGUGCGUAGGUCUCGCAGUGGUAAACUUCUCAUUGAUAGUCGUCACAAGUACCCUCAACGGUCAACGGUGGCAGCAACUGGCACAAAGGAAAACCUGUCAACAGGCAAGGCAGUCAUCAGACGUCGUGUUGACUGCUGGAUGACGUUUGAGGAGUAUGACAAACUCACAAGUCACCUGGCCAUUAGGUACCAGCAGCUACAUGGUACAACGAAUCAGAAUGCAUUUUGGCCUGGUCACCUCCUGGACAAGGUUCGACUUUGCAUGCCGCCGUACAGCGAGCCUCAGAUAGCUGACGGUGCACACAGUCUGUUCACGCACGUGAAGGGCGAACAAAGCGUGUACCCGGGACUACAGCGAGAGAAUAGUGCAUGGCCUGUUAAUGACAAUGGCUACGUACAAUCAGGCAUUCACGAUCCAUUUGCUCGAAAAUAUACUUACCUUUGA
Ylistrum balloti is the source of this 2206-nucleotide messenger RNA. Its product is annotated as EF-hand calcium-binding domain-containing protein 12-like. Gene Ontology annotation, molecular function: calcium ion binding. The record is from RefSeq and is a predicted model, not a curated record. The coding region runs from base 53 to 2206 and encodes 717 amino acids. The transcript has 6 exons. Lineage: Eukaryota; Metazoa; Mollusca; Bivalvia; Pectinida; Pectinidae.